UGCGUGACGAGAGGACGCACACCGCGCGGAGGGCGGCAAACCAGCGAGAUAUGGAUAUGAUGGGGGGCGAGGAGUUUUGGGGAUCUUUCGCGGGCACGGAGGAGAGAUCACCCACUCCCGCGCGGGAGGAUACACGUCCUUGCACGACCUUGCGGGAGGAGACGCUUGCUCCCAUGACUGCGAGUGAGGAGCCGGGUCCUGCCACGACAGUGCGGGAGCGGACGACUGUUUUGUCGACCGCGCAAGAGCAGACGCCUGCUCCCACGACCACUCGAGAGCAGACGAGUAUUCCCGCUAUGCAUUCCGGACCCUCGUCCCUGUCACCUCUUUCGCAUCAUUCUAUCCCAGGAUUCCCAGCAUCCACUCCGCCCGCUCCCGUUCGGCAUGACGAGCGCUCACCUGCACCGGUUGGGAGGGAGGACUUGGGAUCCUCGUUGCGCAGCCGCGGGCAUGGAUCAUUGUUUAGCAUAGCCCAUCAUCUCAUUUUGGACCCAGGUGCAUCGAGCGACUUGGGGGAGAUGGGUGUUCAUAGCGGGGCACCACCGAUGGAGGAGAGGGAGAGACGAGCGGAGGAGCACGGAGCCGCCGGAGCGGGCGAAGUUGAGGGUAUUCGGGCUAUGGAGGAGGAGGUAGCUGGAGUAGUGGGGGGCGUGAUGGAGGUAGAUGAUGGUGCGCACGUCCAGAGAGAGGAGGGCGUCCUGCCAUCGGAGGUUGAGAGAGAGGACGAUGUGGCCGCUUUGGCAGCAGCAGCACGUGCUGUGCGUGAGCAGACAUCGCGCAGGAGCGGAGUCGCUCGUACGAGUUCCAUGCCUCAGAUGAUGCCUGCCACGGGGGAUGCCACGUUGGAGGAGUCUUCUGGAGACGAGGGGUUGGAGAUGCCACGCGGUUCUCGUCGUGAGAAGACAGUCGCAGAGGUGACUCAGGUGAGUGCUAGGCUCGUUCGGGUGAGGACGGGGGCUGCCCAUGUGACCGUGGUGGAGGACGAUCCCGAGACGGAGCCUGCACGUGAGGAGGCCCCACAUGAGGGUGACGAGUACAGGGACGACGAGGAGCGUGAGGAGGAGGAGAGCGAUAGCGGGGAUGAUGACAGCUACCACGACGACGACGAGGAGCCCUCCCCUCCACCGCGGCAUGGUUCCCGUAGACGACAUGGCUCUCGUAGAGGACAUGAUGACGUAGACGACCCGUCCCCUCCAGGGUGGCGGGAGACGAGGAGUCGGAGGGGGCGAGGGUCAUCCGUUGCGACAGCGCUGGGGCGAGGGAGUGUUUCGUCGACACGCAACAUGAGUGGGGCGAGGCAGAGAGGCAGUGGUAAGGGGAAGGGAAGUCGGUAGUAUUGACAGCUUCGUUCCCCUUCCAGUGCUUCGACGACGCCUUUAUGUUGUUUGUGCUUAGUGUUC
Messenger RNA from Chara braunii, 1400 nucleotides. The record is from the annotation of a GenBank genome assembly. NCBI's taxonomy places the organism in Eukaryota, Viridiplantae, Streptophyta, Charophyceae, Charales, Characeae.